UGAAAAAGCAGAUACUGUUCCUGGAUAUGAUUUCUUGGUGAAUUCAGUGUGGCCAGAAAUCGUACGAGGUUUAGAAGAGAAAUUGCCAUCCCUGUUUAACCCUGGAAACCCAGAUGUGUUUCAUGAGAAGUACACUACGAGUAUGGAUUUCGUAAGAAAGUUUGAACGCCAGUGUGGUUCCCAGGCCAGUGUGAAACGGUUAAGGUCUCAUCCCUCUUAUCACAACUUUAACAACAAAUGGAAUUUGCCUGUGUAUUUUCAAAUAAGAUUCAGAGAAAUAGCAGGGGCCUUAGAAGAAGCACUUUCAGAUACACUAGAGGAAGCACCAGCCGGCAGCUCAUACUGUCUUUUGGCCACUCACAUGGUCUGGAUGAGCCUUCUGAAGUGCUGGUCAGAUCAGAUGUUUUUACCGUUAUUAGCACACCGUCUCUGGAAACUCAGCCUGCAGAUUUUGGCACGCUACUCUGUGUUUGUCACUGAGGUUUCUCUAAGGCCCAUUUCCAGUGAGAAUAUGAAGGAAAGCAAAAAACCUGUGCCAGUAGGUAGAAAGGAACCUUCUGUAAGCCUCAGCCCUAGUGAAGACCAAGGGAAUGGGUCUUCUCCAGAAAGUCAGCCAUUGUCUUCUAUAUCUAGUACUCAGCUGGUGUAUGUUGCUGCAGAUCUGGACAAACUCCAGGAUCAGAUUCCUGACAUCUUGGACAUGAUUAAACCAAAGCUUGAAAUGAUUGGCUUCAAGAAUGUUUCUUGUAUUGCAGGAGCCUUGGAAGACUCAAAGGCUUCUCUGUCAGCCUGCAUGCCUACCUUGAAUAACAGGAUUAUCCAGGAUCUCAGUGAGUCCUCCUUCACGUACCUGAAGAGUGCAUUGGAAGUUCCAAGAUUGUAUAGGAGAACCAACAAGGAGGUGCCAACUAAAGCUUCACCUUAUGUUGACAGUGCUCUUAAGCCCUUCUACCGACUUCAGAACGAAUACAAAGAUACCUUGAAGCAGUCCAUGGUUCAUCAGUGGUUGGAAGGUGCUCUCUCUGAAAGCACACAAAGGUAUUAUGAAACUGUAUCUGAUGUGCUCAGUUCUGUUAAGAAAAUGGAAGAGAGCCUAAAAAGGCUGAAGCAAGCCAGAAGAACUGCAACUUCAAACCCUGUUGGUACAAAUGGGGGCAUGAGUGAUGAUAACAAAAUCCGACUGCAGCUGGCCCUAGACGUUGAGUAUUUUAGAGAACAAAUACGAAAGAUGGGACUGGAAACAAGCAGUAUAAAAAGCUUUUCAGCUCUGACAGAGCUGGUUCUAACUGCCAAGGAUCAGGCUACAGCAGAACAAUCCUAGAUACUUUUGAAAGCAUGUGAUUGAAGAUGAGCAAUGGCCCUAAAAGGAAGAGAGAAGUUAACUCUUCCUUAUUUUACCAAAUAAGUAUCAAUUAAGUGCUUCCUAAUGUGUCUCAAGCAACAAAUCAGUGUAUCUUCUGUCAAGAUAGGCUCGUUUCACCAAGAGACUGAGAAUUUACCAUUGUUUUCCAUUAUAUGGAAAGCAACCAAAAGUUCUAAAAUUUCUACUAUAGAUAAAAGUAGAAGAAAAUGUUUUUCUUAUUUUUGUUGUACAACUUACGAUGUAGAAGAAUGAAAUUAUAUGUUGAAAAUACUAUGUAAUAAAUUGUCUUCCUAA
Molecule: messenger RNA, 1657 nt
Organism: Acanthisitta chloris (rifleman)
Lineage: Eukaryota; Metazoa; Chordata; Aves; Passeriformes; Acanthisittidae
Gene: COG2
Product: component of oligomeric golgi complex 2
Exons: 10
Biological process (GO): protein transport; intra-Golgi vesicle-mediated transport; Golgi organization
Cellular component (GO): membrane; COG complex
Source: RefSeq, a predicted model, not a curated record